Molecule: messenger RNA, 1298 nt
Organism: Solanum lycopersicum (tomato)
Lineage: Eukaryota; Viridiplantae; Streptophyta; Magnoliopsida; Solanales; Solanaceae
Product: extensin-like
Source: RefSeq, a predicted model, not a curated record
GUAUAAAAUGUCACUUGCUAGGAAGCCAAAGAAUGACAAAUUAAUUAGAGUUGAAAUUAUUUUUUAGAUUGUACAAAAUGUGUUGGUUUUGGAUGAUAUUUGUCUUCCUUGGUUUGGUAUUUUGUAACCUUUCACCUUCAGAAGGUAGGCAUAUUUCUAGCCAUCAUCCAACUGCUCUUGUUGUAGGAAAAGUUUUUUGUGAUGUUUGUCACUAUCACCAGGAUUUGUCAAAGGCCAGUCACUUCAUUUCAGGAGCUAUUGUUGCAGUGGAAUGUGCAAACUCAAGAUUUUACCAAGAAGUGAAAACAAACAUGCAUGGAGAAUUCAGUGUACACCUUCCUUUCAAAUUGAACAAACAUGUCAUAGGAUGUUCAGCCAGGCUAAUCAGCAGCAGUGAGCCACACUGCGCUGAGGCAUCGACAACAACAACAACUUCUUUCCAACUCAAAUCGAAGAAAAAGGGAACACACAUUUUCUCAGCUGGAUUCUUCACUUUCAAACCUGUAAACCAACCAAAACUUUGCAACCAAAAACCAAGCACUCAUAGUACCAACAACAAAGAAGUAUAUCCUGAUCACAACUCUUUAACUUCAACUCUUAAUAAUAAUGAUCCAAUAUUAACUCCAUCAGUGUCGCGUUUUGUUACUAUUAAUCAAGGCUAUCUUCCACCUCUACCAGGACUCCCUCCUAUACCGCAGCUCCCUCCUUUACCACAACUCCCUCCUCUGCCACCUCUUGUAUUAUUUCCACCGUUUUUUCAUGCACCUCCCGUGUCUCCUCCACAUUCAACAUUUCCACCGUUUUUUCAUGAACCUCGAAUUCCUCCACCUUCAACAUUUCCACCAUUUUUUCAUGCACCACCAAUUCCUCCACCAAAUUUUCAUUUGCCUAUAAUGUCUCCUCCGCCUUCAAUACCACCUCCAAUUACAUCACCACCUACAUUCGAUUUAAUUCCAUUACCGCCACCCCCACCACCUCCUUCCCCAUUUCUUCUCCCUCCGUUUCCAUUCAGUCCUAUGCCUGGCUUACCUGGAGUUCCUCCCCCUUCUACUUCAUCUUCGAAAAAGAACAACCCUUAGUCCAAAUGCAACUACACAAAUACCUACUAGAAGUUUAUAUAUGAAUAGCUUUACAAUAAAUUCAUUUGCUUGGUUGGAUUCAAGACAUCAGAAAAACAAAAGAAGGAACAUAUUUGAAAGACUUGGUGAUCAAAGCUAACCUAUUUAUAGUUAAUUGUAUAAUUAUUUAUAAUUCUGUAGUAACAACUCCUGUUUCUAAUUCGUUUUUUUUUUUCACAA